AUGGAAAGUGGACCCAUGCAGUUUUAUGAGGAAAUCGAACCCUUUUGUCGAUGGAGGAGAACGGAAGACAUCGACAUUCUUGAGGUACAUCUUCCUCCAGGUUUAAAGAAAGAGCAUCUUAAAAUACAGAUCAACAACAAUGGUAUACUAACAAUAACAGGGGGCUAUCCUGUGGACCAAACCAAUUCAAUCAAGUUCAGGAAAGAAACAAAAGUUACAAAAAAUUGCAGAAGAAAUGAAAUUCGUGCAAAGAUAUCAAAGGGUGUUUUGUAUGUGACAAUGCCAAAGACAAGCCCUAUAGACGCGGCUCCCUCAAAGGCUUCUAAGGGAGACACAUUAGAAAUUCCAGACCAUAAAGUGGAUGAUCAUAUAGGUAUUAUAGCAGAGUGUGCAAGUCGAUUUCAUAGCCAUUUUUACUCAUUGAGGAAAAGACUAUGGAGGAAGACAGUCGUUGAGGGUGUCGCAGCUGUGGUAUUUGUGGGUGCUGCAGUUGUUGGGGUGGUUAAAGCUUACCAAUAUUUUAUGGCUUCACCUGUUUAA
Messenger RNA from Eutrema salsugineum, 540 nucleotides. RefSeq lists its product as uncharacterized. The transcript is spliced from 2 exons. The coding region runs from base 1 to 540 and encodes 179 amino acids. The record is from RefSeq and is a predicted model, not a curated record. Lineage: Eukaryota; Viridiplantae; Streptophyta; Magnoliopsida; Brassicales; Brassicaceae.